Messenger RNA from Drosophila guanche, 796 nucleotides. RefSeq lists its product as uncharacterized. The record is from RefSeq and is a predicted model, not a curated record. Bases 64 to 741 code for a protein of 225 amino acids. The transcript is spliced from 2 exons. Lineage: Eukaryota; Metazoa; Arthropoda; Insecta; Diptera; Drosophilidae.
CCAUAUAGAUACUCGUAUAAAGCGCAGCUGCAACUGAGUUCAAGUCUCAGUAAUCGAAUAAAAAUGCAGCCGUAUAUUUUAUUUAUGCUGCUUGUUGGCAUCUCCAUCACCAGUUCCUGUGGCAUUCCAAAUCCUGAGCAAACAAAGACUUUCAAUGGAAACGAAGGCCAGAAAAAAGUACCAGAAGUCGCUGCUGUUAAUGCUGGAAUAUUGGAACACAAAUCCCAAUUGAAUGCAGUAUCUUCCACAACACAAAGUACAACCAUUCCCACAGUGGAUAUUGUACCUGAAAGGAUUGUGCCUCUACCAACGCGCUCACCAACUGUUACAACUUCUAAUAAGGAGAAAAGGGUACCAGAAGUCUCUACAGAGGAUGCAGUUCUGGAACAUAAAUCCGCACAGGAAGAUAUCCAACUCUUCCGAAUGGAACCACAAAGUACAACCAUUCCUACAGUAGAGAAGUCUGUACCUUUGCCCACUCUUUGUGCAAAUCCUGAGCUUAUAAUAAUGCCCUCCUCCAUGGUAAAUACUGAGCAAAUGAAGACUCCCAAUGGAGACAAUCCAAAGCCAAAGUUAACAGAAGUCGCGCUAGAGAAUCCCACUCAUUUUGCAGUUCCAGAGAAGGACAAGGACAUCCCAGAUGUUGUGCGUAAUCAUUCGAUCGAGUGUGAGCCACAGCCAUACAGUAUUGGAACUCGUUUGAGUGCUCAGCUUUUAAAAAUACUCACAAGAUUGGGCUAAGAAAACGAAAUGUAAAUUCGAUUUAAAAUAAAACUAAAUUGAUUUUCCAACGUAA